ACUGCAAAGGAUGUCGCCCCAUACAAAAUGACAAAAACAAAAAAAACCAUUGAUAUCAAUAAUAAGGAAUAUCAAAUUGUUUCAGAAAUAACUACUAGCAUCACUAACUCUUUUGAUGAAAAAGAUACUAUAGAAAUCACUACUAAUACUCAAGAAGUUUUCGAAGAAUGGAAUUUAGAAGAGUUUGAAGAAGUAGAGAAAAGAUUUCUUAAUUGGCAUAAUAAUGCUGGAAGUAACCUUAGAACCAUAUAUACUGGAACCUCAAGAACAACGUUAUGGAGAAAAGAUAAAGAAAAAAAAAAGCAUGAAGAACAUGUUAAAGAAAUAAAAACAAUUAAUAUGUUUUUUCAACCUGUGCAAACUAUUUUAUCUACACAACAUUCUCGCUUAUCUUUAUUACAUAUCCGUUUGGAAGAACUCAAUCAACAAUGUUCAAUAGGAAAAUCCAUGAAAGAAAAUAAUAAAAUCUUUACGUAUGAUUAUUUACGCCUUCUCAGUAUUCGUCAAUUCAUACAAUUGUUAUUAGAUGGACAAUCCAAGAUGAAUAUCAGUCGUCAAAUUGCACAAACAAUAUGGUGUAAAGGAGAUUACAUGGCUAUGUGUAUUCGAAAGUGGGGAAGUCAUUUUAUACAGACUGGAACACUUCAAACUCAUUAUCAAGGAAAAUACACAAAGCUCAAAAGUUUAUUAGACGAUGAAGAUUUUACUGAAAAUUGCAAAGCUUGGCUUCAACAACAAAAACCAGAAGUACGUUCUCCAAAAAAUUUAAAAACAUAUAUUGAAGAUACAUUAUUUCCAAAAUCAACAGAACCCCAGCUCAAGCCAGGAAAAAAAGAAUUUGUUCAAGUAACACAUGACGAAUGUCACUUCUAUCCAAAUGAUAGUCAACGGAGAGUCUGGAUUCAAGAAGAAGAGAAUAUCUUGCGCUCAAAACACUUGGGACGCUCCAUUAUGGUUUCAGCUUUUUUAUGUCCAUGUCAUGGUUUAUUACGAUUAUCUGAGCAACAAUUGCAAGCCAAUUCACAUAUUGAACAUCAAGAAUCUUUUGUUCUUCGUUCUAUUCAAGAAGAUGGAUACUGGAAGUCGGAGCAUAUGUUAGAUCAGGUUUGA
This is a messenger RNA of Acaulospora morrowiae, 1110 nucleotides long. The record is from the annotation of a GenBank genome assembly. NCBI's taxonomy places the organism in Eukaryota, Fungi, Glomeromycota, Glomeromycetes, Diversisporales, Acaulosporaceae.